Molecule: messenger RNA, 1578 nt
Organism: Adineta ricciae
Lineage: Eukaryota; Metazoa; Rotifera; Eurotatoria; Adinetida; Adinetidae
Source: the annotation of a GenBank genome assembly
AUGGAACAACAGUCGCAAUCAACGACGCCAACAAUUCCAAUAACGAAAAGGUCGAGGAUAUGUUCAUCGCCUGUUCGUGUUACAUGCGAAGUGCUUCUUUUACUGUUACUUUUUGCACCUUUUAUUGUGUUCAUAACCAAAUGGCCAAGUGUAGAACAUAUGAUUCAAGGAAAAGUUCUUGAAAAAACACGUUUAGCCCCACUAUCCGAUGGCAAUGAGAGUUGGACAAACCCUCCCAUUACGACUUUACGUGCGUAUCGCUUGUUCAAUGUAACGAACUAUAUGGAUAUCAUGACGGAUACAAACAAUCCAACGUUGAAUUUCCAAGAAACACUACCAUUUAUGUACAAAGUUGUUGUGAAGAAGAAUAAUCCGAAAUGGUUUGAUAACAAUACGAAAAUUCAUUAUUCGAUCGAACGUAUAUUCACCCGCUAUGGUGAAUAUAGUGAAGCUUUGCUCAGCCAAGAAGGUGCCUUCGUUGAUAUACUUCGUGUGAUGUUUCGAACGAAAUUCGGUCGAGUCGCCGAUCCCGUUUUUUACAUUCUUGGCGGAAACAAUGCAUUUAACUAUUCCAAAGCUAUUGACAAACUCGAAGGUUAUAUCUCUCCCAUAUUUGCUGCAAUCUCAUCACGAAUGCAAGGACCAAACAAAGACAAAUAUGGAUUUAUCUACCGAUAUAACGGAACGAAUGGUUUCAACUUUACUAUUCAGACUGGCAUUGACAAUUCUUCGAUAAAAGGACAGAUGCUCAGCUUCGAAACCGAAUAUACACCAUUUAAAACGAAAAGUCAAGAUUGGCAAACGGAUAUUUUCGACGGACUGACAUUCCCGCCAUUGGGAAAUCCACCGAAUCAAAAAGUAAUCAAUGUAUUUCAGCCCGAUUUUUGCCGACCUGUGCAACUUCGUUACAACCGAACCGUGUCCAAAUUUGGCUUUGAAAUGUUACAUGAAUAUGUUUUGAAAUUAGUUGAUGUUGAGAAGUGUCCACAAAUGGAUGAAAACUGUCCCGAAGCGGAUAAACUCGAUAUCACAAAAUGUCUCUCCGCCGAGAUCCCUGAAGAAACGGUAUUUUUAUCUAAACCACAUUUCUAUGGACACAAUUCGUCGUCGACCAAUGUGAAUUUUCAUCCGAAUUUCGAUAAGCAUGAAUCAACAAUUUACUUUGAACCAAUCUCUGGUACACCAGUACGAGCCCAACUACGUAUUCAAUUGAGUACCAACGCCUGGAUUGAUCGUCUGAAACUUAAUCAAGACGGGUCUACUGAGCCAACUCGUACACGUGCUGUUCGACGGUUCAUUCCAAUGAUGUGGAUCGACCAAACAAUUACUUUGAAUAACGAAACAUUGAAUCGUUUACUACGUGUCAGUACAAUUCUUGAAAAAGGUCACUAUGCAUAUGGUUCAUUGAAAUUAAUCUACAUCAUCAUUGCCUUGCUAUCCUUAAUCGCCAUUGUUGUGGUCUUGGAAUUAUUCUUUUUCAAUCGAAGACGUCGAGCUGAUAAACACUUAUUGUACGCGCCGAGCAAAGAUCAAGAGAAAGAAUUGCUGCGUCCACCGAAAAACAGCUCACAAACGUAA